AUGGAGUUGGAUCAAGUUUGCUCUUGGAUUUUUACCGAUGAAACAGACUUAAAUUCGAGACGUUGCGCCAUUAACAGGCUGGCUGCGUGGAAGGCUAUCACUCAACUACCCCAUGCUCUCGAAUCUACUCAUGAAAUACUCUCUGUGAUUAUUCAAGACUCAAAAAUCGAAGAUCCUUCUUGCUUUUUGCCGUUGCGACAGAGCUAUGCUGCUGCACUCGUCCGUUUUGUUAAUGGAUUGGUCGAUCCUCUGCAAUUUGGCGUGUAUGCUCGUUCAAUUGCGUCCAUAGCCAGUCAGUUGGACAUUCCCCUCUGGCUUGUAGAGCUGAGGCACGCUGCAACCCAUGAACACCUCCCCAGCUUGGAGCUUCUGCGUGAGGGGGCAAGGCAGGCGAUGUCUUGGCUCCUGCAAAAUUACUGGUUACCUUCAAUCAAUCCAUCCACCACUUCAAAACCAGUCGCGCCUUUCCGUCCGCUCAGUCCCAUUCUCAAGCAAUAUAAAGAUCUGCUCAAAGUUGUGACCCGCGAUGCAUCAUUAAAAUCUCGCUAUAAACAGCCUAUUGGUCAAAUAACGAAGGAAAUUGAGAAGUGGAUCGCUGAAGCCAAAGUGGCCGCCAACGUUGCUGCAGGGGAGCUGGGGUGGAGUACCGGUCACAGAACAGGGUUCUCCGAUACAGAAGAACGAGAUGGCAAGGAAGUUUGGGCACUCGAGAUGUUCUCGGACGCCCUAUUAGAAAAGGGCGGAUUAGUUCCUUUGUCUAAAAAACGCAGGACACCCCCGACGGAUUCUCCAAAUCCGCCCUUGGAUUCCGUGAACAUUUGGACGCCACUUUUAAGUCACGUACAAUCCCUGCAUUCUAGUUUUUAUUUCACUCUGGUCAACAGGAUGAUCCAUCGUCUCACGAAAGAUGAAAUGACCGAUUCGAACUCGUCCCAGCUUGGAACUUCCUACGACUCGAGUUAUACUGAUUGUUUGGGCCGUUGGCUAUUAUGGAUGAUUGCGACCAUGGAAAGUGAAUGUUCAGAUAAUAUGAUUCGAGUUGAAGCCUCAGUCAUGUUGAUUAUGGCUAUUGGUCCUGGAUCUGACUUCGAUCCCUCGAGCAAGAAAGUCUUUGACACACUGUUGAAGAGCCUUUCUUCCGGUGUACCGGACUUGGAAAUCGCUUUGUCCACCCUUAAGCCAUUAAACAAGGCAUAUACAGCUGAAUGGACCACCGACGAUAUUUCGAUCAUGAACGACCGCUUGAAUGCGUUGCUUUCCGCCACAUCCCCCACCCCAGAGCCCGAGGAAACGGUUGUUUCUCAGGAACCUCCGACGAGUGAUUACAAUGAGGUUUCUGGCUGGCGUUCGUUAGGGUGUGGCUGGAAACCCUGUCCCAUAGGCGUUUAUUAUGUUGCUACUUCAUGA
Molecule: messenger RNA, 1407 nt
Organism: Marasmius oreades (fairy-ring Marasmius)
Lineage: Eukaryota; Fungi; Basidiomycota; Agaricomycetes; Agaricales; Marasmiaceae
Exons: 6
Coding region: 1-1407 (468 amino acids)
Biological process (GO): maturation of LSU-rRNA; maturation of 5.8S rRNA
Cellular component (GO): preribosome, large subunit precursor; Las1 complex
Molecular function (GO): endonuclease activity
Source: RefSeq, a predicted model, not a curated record